This is a messenger RNA of Paramacrobiotus metropolitanus, 2291 nucleotides long. RefSeq lists its product as uncharacterized. Lineage: Eukaryota; Metazoa; Tardigrada; Eutardigrada; Parachela; Macrobiotidae. The record is from RefSeq and is a predicted model, not a curated record. Bases 139 to 1278 code for a protein of 379 amino acids. The transcript is spliced from 7 exons.
CAACUACGAGCAGUUCCGCUCCCUGGCUAAGUGUGGUAGUAGCGGUGUUAUAUUAUUAUUAAAACUUCUGUCCCUUGUGCGGUGCAACGCUUUUUUACUGGAUCGAAAUCAUAAACCUUGGGGUUCCUAUUUCAUCAAAUGCAAGGCGAAGUACAGAUACACAGAGUAAAACGAAUUUUUGCGCCGUUAUGCGUUCUUUUUGCAUGUUCCACUUUGGACAAUCAAGAUAUUGAAAAAUUAGUUUCGGACGGACUUCUCAGUUCUCCACCGGUGUGGUCAUUCUUCGUUCCAUAUUACUCUGGCACAUCCACCGUAUUUGGAAAAUUCAAUGCCUCGGGCUGGAGCCAGGCUACUCUUGCACCAGGUGGGAAUCCUUUCGUUGUGUUGGACCCGCGAACGGCAGACCUGACACUGACCAGUGGCUAUUGUCCACCCCGCAGCACCACCCGGGAAUUUGUCAGUAUCCAAGGCCGCGAUGUGGCUGGUAGCGUAGUGGAGGGAAUCCUGGCCAUUGCCAUCUAUUCCCCAUGGCAGUACGUUCAAUCCUGUCAGAUUAAACCUGUCCAGGCGCCGACAACGCCGGCUCCGGAUUUGCUGUAUCCGAAUGUAUCACUGGCGUUAAAGCGUGCACCGUCAUUGGUCGCCAUUCCCGAUGCGUCGUUUACUGUAGAUGGAUGUCAGGCAGGGUCUAGUGCCCCUACAGUCGUAGGAUCAUUCCUCGCGAAAUUCAGCCCCAAUGUGGAUUUCUCGAAACUGCGAAUGACAAUCUCAAGCAGAAUUUUCCAACCUGUACUUCCGGUAGUCUGCGAUCCGGAUUUUCAGUGCAACGUCACAAUAGUUCUCUCCCGACCAAUAGACCAAAGUAUGCUUGGAGUGUACAUAAUACCAGUAAAUUACGGAGGAGGCGGUCUGUUAACCACAUCGCAGCAGUUGGUGAUUUCCGUGCUAUGCAACGCGCUAAAUUUCGAGCGAACUACUUCCAUGCCACCGAGCACGGGCACCAGCGAUCCACCGUUGAUUGUUCCGGAACUCCCGCCGUGUAGUGUGGAAACGGUUUCCAUUAUUAUCAAUGAAGAUACACCUGUUGGUACCGUGGUAACCAAUCUUCCGUCCAUUCCAUCGCCCGGGUUCCGGUUUCAAAUUAAUGACGCGUCUGCUACCGGCUAUUUCAACAUUUCGGACCAGGGUACCAUAACUCUUGCCCGUCCGCUGUCGGCCCCAACCGAUCAUACGGUUCACUUGCGAGUUGCCGGGCAAGUAACUAAUCAGUCGGUCUAAACGAAAGGCUGGAAACCGAUUGCACUACCCAAGAGCGAAGUGCCGAACCGAUCGCUAUCGCUCCCGAACCAUAUAUCCCGGGCGGUUUCCGCACCGACCCGAUAACCUCUUCGGAAUGCAGGCAGUUCGCCACGCGGAGAAUCGGAUGUACGAGUAUGUUCUUUCCCAUGUGGCAUUUUUCUCGGGCUGACUGCGGAGCGCCCAAAGUCCCGGACUACCCUGUGACCUACAAUACGGUUCUUCAGCUGAACUGCAUGGCCGACGAAAGCAGCAUAAUAGCUGCGGCUGUAUCCAAUAUUGGCAACAUAAGCCUUAGACGUGCUGUCAUCCUGGCGCUCGGUGACGGCAACGGCACCAUGGAUACAUUGCAAGCCAGUGUCCUUGGACCCAUUCGGCAGCAGUCAAUCGCCCUGGACGUGGACGGCUCGGCCACGCCCUAUACCAUUGCCAGGAUCUACCGCUUGGGCGAUUUAGUUAAUCUACUGCAACUCCAGAUAAGCUCUUCCUUGGGAUUGAUCGUCCACAAGCAGGAUUCAUCAGAUGCCGCGUAUACGACAAAUUCUCUUCCAAUCUGCAAGCAUGCGCUUCCUGGAGCCGUAUACCUUCACCACAUUACCGCACCUGCGCAGUUUAGUGCUGGAAAGCGGCAUCAGCUGGUAUUGGACAGAUCUUCAUUACUUUAUGAAAAACGUGAAACCGUCUAUGGAUGAGGAAGAAGUGCGGCGAUUGCACUGCCAUUGUUCUUUCGCCUGGCUCAGGAAUUUUCUCAAGACCCAUGCGUAUCUCACGUCAUCGAAAGGGAAAAAAGAUGUCUUCAGUGUGGCGAGCUACGUAUCGCCAGAUACAAGCGGCCGUGCCAGUAAUUAUUCAGACAGUCUCAGCGUAGAUUGUAAACGGAAUUUCACGCUGGAUAAUUUACAGACCGGGGCGGAAUUUUCCUACAAUACUGGCUGCUACAAUGUGACGUGUUAAACGAUGUUGCAUGUUUUCGCUUUUGAGCCCUAAAAGCAAUA